Molecule: messenger RNA, 3714 nt
Organism: Arabidopsis lyrata subsp. lyrata
Lineage: Eukaryota; Viridiplantae; Streptophyta; Magnoliopsida; Brassicales; Brassicaceae
Product: autophagy-related protein 18g
Exons: 9
Coding region: 362-3238 (958 amino acids)
Biological process (GO): response to starvation; autophagy
Cellular component (GO): cytoplasm
Molecular function (GO): protein binding
Source: RefSeq, a predicted model, not a curated record
AUGGCGGAAAAAAUUGGCUUAAGGUGAAAAUCGCUUUCUCUGAAAAUCAAAGACGAACGGGUAAGAGAGAAGUAGUAGUCGAGAAGACAACAAAAAAAUUGUGAGAGAGAGCUUUUGAUUGAAGUCAAACACUACUCGGAGUUUUUUAUCGGUAGAGAGAGAGAGAUCCACGGAUUUUAUCAUCGGAUGUUAUAUCUGUUCGUCGGUGGUUAUCGGAGGAUAUGCUCCGUGGUUGAUUCGGGGGGUGAUGAUGGUGGCGGUUGAUGAUCGAGAUAAAUAAGGAGCGAUGUUCGGUUAUUUUCUUAUUUGUUUCGUUGUGAGUUUGUUGCUCGUCUCUUAGGUGUUUGUUCGGUAGUAGAAGAUGAUGAAGAAGGGGAAAGGGAAGAACAGUGGCUUGUUACCGAAUUCCUUUAAGAUUAUAUCUUCUUGCCUCAAAACUGUAUCGGCUAACGCCACCAACGUUGCGUCGUCUGUUCGUUCCGCUGGAGCCUCCGUCGCUGCUUCAAUUUCCGCUGCUGAAGAUGACAAAGAUCAGGUGACAUGGGCUGGCUUUGGCAUUCUUGAACUGAGUCAACAUGUCACCAGACAUGUUCUCUUACUCGGUUAUCAGAAUGGCUUUCAAGUCUUUGAUGUUGAGGAUGCCUCUAAUUUUAAUGAACUCGUCUCUAAACGAGGUGGUCCAGUUUCAUUCUUACAGAUGCAGCCAUUACCUGCAAGGUCUGGUGAUCAUGAGGGUUUUGGGAACUCACAUCCUCUUUUGCUGGUUGUUGCUGGGGAUGACACAAGCGGCACUGGUUUGGGUCACAGUUUUUCCCAGAAUGGUUCAUUAGCAAGAGAUGGUAAAUCAGACUCUAAAGCCGGGGAUGCCAUCAAUUAUCCUACCACUGUUCGCUUUUACUCCCUUAGGUCCCACAGUUAUGUAUAUGUCCUGAGAUUUCGGUCAUCUGUUUGCAUGAUUAGAUGCAGCUCCCGAGUAGUCGCUGUUGGCCUUGCAAAUCAAAUAUAUUGCUGUGACGCACUUACUCUGGAAAAUAAGUUCAGUGUUCUAACCUAUCCUGUUCCCCAGCCAGUUAGACAAGGGACAAUCAGGGUUAAUGUUGGCUAUGGUCCGAUGGCUGUAGGUCCAAGGUGGCUUGCAUAUGCGUCCAAAAGUUCCAUGACCAUGAAAACAGGGCGCCUAAGCCCACAGACUUUUACGUCUUCACCCAGUCUCAGCCCAAGUUCAUCAUCAGGUGGAAGUAGUAUUAUGGCCCGUUAUGCCAUGGAGUCCAGCAAGCAGUUAGCCAAUGGAUUAAUCAACCUGGGGGACAUGGGAUACAAAACAUUGUCAAAAUACUGUCAAGAUAUGCUCCCUGAUGGAUCUACUUCUCCAGCAUCACCAAAUUCAAUCUGGAAAGUUGGUGGGGUUACUGGAUCAGAUGCAGAGAAUGCUGGAAUGGUUGCUGUUAAAGAUCUUGUUUCUGGAGCUUUAGUAUCACAGUUCAAGGCUCAUACGAGUCCUAUCUCAGCACUUUGCUUUGAUCCUAGUGGAACUCUAUUGGUUACUGCUUCAGUGUGUGGGAACAAUAUCAAUGUCUUUCAGAUCAUGCCAUCUCGUUCACAUAAUGCACCUGGUGACCUAAGUUAUGAGUGGGAAUCUUCUCAUAUGCAUCUUUUCAAACUGCAUAGAGGAAUCACUUCAGCUAUUGUCCAGGACAUUUGCUUUAGUCAGCAGAGUCAGUGGGUGGCUAUUAUUUCAUCCAAGGGUACUUGCCAUAUUUUUGUUUUAAACUCGUCUGGUAGCGACGCUGCGAUUCAACCUUGUGAGGGUGAGGAGCCUACCCGACUUCCAGCUUCAUCCUUGUCAUGGUGGUUUACUCAAUCGUUGUCAAAUAAUCAGCAGUCUUUAUUGCCACCACCAGCUGUUGCCCUUUCUGUUGUAAGCAGAAUAAAGUAUAGCAGUUUUGGGUGGCUUAACACAGUAAGCAAUGCUGCUACUGCUGCAACUGGAAAAGUUUUUGUACCAUCGGGUGCCGUGGCUGCUGUUUUUCAUAAAUCCGUCACUCAUGACCAUCAGCUGAACUCCCGGACUAACGCGUUGGAGCAUGUCUUAGUCUAUACUCCAUCAGGCCAUGUGGUGCAGCAUGAACUUCUGCCAUCAGUUUGCACAGAAUCACCUGAAAAUGGUUCGACAGUGCAAAGAACAUCUCAUGUUCAAGUUCAGGAGGAUGACUUGAGGGUCAAAGUUGAGCCUAUUCAGUGGUGGGAUGUAUGUAGAAGGUCUGACUGGCUGGAGACUGAGGAACGACUUCCCAGAAGUAUCACUGAAAAGCAAUAUGAUUUAGAGACUGUGUCAAAUAACUUGACAAGCCAUGAGGUUGCAUGUCUUUCCCUUGACAUCAACAGCCAUUUUGGUGAAGAUAAGUAUUUGAUAAGUUGUUCUGAGAAGCCCCCUGAAAGAUCACAUUGCUAUCUUUCUAACUUUGAGGUAAAGGUAACCUCGGGGAUGCUACCAGUGUGGCAAAAUUCAAAGAUUUCUUUUCAUGUUAUGGAUUCUCCAAGAGAUAGUAGUUCCACUGGUGGAGAGUUUGAGAUAGAAAAGGUUCCGGCUCAUGAACUUGAGAUAAAACAGAAAAAGCUGCUGCCAGUUUUUGACCAUUUCCACAGCACCAAAGCAACAUUGGAAGACAGGUUUUCCAUGAAAUGUUAUCACACCUCCGCAUCGGGAUCUCAUCAAGUUAAUGGAAAAAUAUGCCAAGAUAUUAUCAACUGUCACUCUAAGCCAGGAUCGGUUGAGUCCGCCGAAAGUUCUGAAGAGGGUUUAACGAAACAGAUGGAGAAUCUCCGUGAUUCGGAUCAUCUGAACAACUCUUUCAAGUCUUCUUUAGCCCUUUACCCAACAGUAAAUGGGAUCUACAAGGAAAUCGAGAAGAAGAACACAAAUGGGUGGAUUGAGAAUCCCGUAACAGCCAACCUCUCUACACUCAAAGAAACCAGGAUCACAAAUGGCUUUACCACACCACCGAUUCACACCGAUAGUACUGUCAACGAACAGAUGCUCUCUACAGGAAAACCUCCUAUGGGCUUUGGUUUUGCUUUGCAUGAGGAGCACUGUAAAGCAGUAGCAGAUCCAAAAGAAGAACACUUGAAAAAGAAGUUAGAUGAAGUUACUAAUGGUCAUCAUCUAAACGUCAACAACAUAGAGAAACUACAAGGAGAUGAAAUGGUAUAUGGUAUGGUCUCCUUUGUAGGAGAUUAAAUCUCUCUCGGAACCACAAUCACGUCCUCGAGUCUCUCUGCGGUAAAUAGUUCAAAAGUCCUGAAGGCUUCUGGAGUUUGUAUAUUAUAUAAAGAUUUCCUCCGAGUUGGUGGUAAUAACUUCCUGUCCCUUUUCUUCUUUUAUAUAAGAUAUGGCUGCCCGAAUAUGCCAAAAAAUUAUGUACAUUUUUAUAGAUGGGAGUUUGGUAUAUAUGGGUGUCGUUGGGGCGUGGUUGAAACCUUGAAAGGAAAAGAAAAUGAAUAUUUUCGAAUUUGGGGUUUCUAUGUUGUUUUAAACCCUACUAGUGAGCCCUAAUCUUUGUACAGUUUGAUCCAUGUGGAGAUCAACACUUUGGUCUAAAACUACACCAAUGUUUUUUUUUUUUGGUAUCUCCUGUUGUUUUAAGUGAUUAUGAUGAAUUGGAAUUCGUUUUGUUAUGUGACUUAUGUUUGAUCGGGGAUAUGUUUUUGAGUACU